AUGCCUCACGACCUGCUGCGCAUAGUUCCUCUCAGUCACAACGGUAACGGCGCCCCGCCCGAUAUCGCUCCCCAGAAGACCCUUGGGGUAAACGUCUGGACGGGCCACGAGUUCCCCGCCUUGCGGGCUAACCCGGCCGUGAACGGGGAUUCGUACAUGUUGACGAGAGCCGGAACUAUGCGCAGAUGCCCAGGGCAUGCUGGCGAAGCCCAUUCCGGUGCUUAA
This is a messenger RNA of Pyricularia grisea, 225 nucleotides long. RefSeq lists its product as uncharacterized. Lineage: Eukaryota; Fungi; Ascomycota; Sordariomycetes; Magnaporthales; Pyriculariaceae. Bases 1 to 225 code for a protein of 74 amino acids. The transcript has 2 exons. The record is from RefSeq and is a predicted model, not a curated record.